This is a messenger RNA of Daucus carota subsp. sativus, 1416 nucleotides long. Its product is annotated as E3 ubiquitin-protein ligase RGLG2-like. Lineage: Eukaryota; Viridiplantae; Streptophyta; Magnoliopsida; Apiales; Apiaceae. Gene Ontology annotation, cellular component: nucleus. The transcript is spliced from 10 exons. The record is from RefSeq and is a predicted model, not a curated record. Gene Ontology annotation, biological process: protein ubiquitination. Gene Ontology annotation, molecular function: ubiquitin-protein transferase activity. The coding region runs from base 750 to 1235 and encodes 161 amino acids.
GUCUGUUUUGUGUAGAAUAAACAGAUUGAAGAAUUUUGCUGCAGUCGGGGAGUUUGAAGAAUGGGAAACAAACAAUCAAGAACUCGAAGCCAAGGCUCUGGACCUCACUUCCAGCCAACUCCUCAGGCCAACUCAAGAUACGCAAGAAUUGGUGAUGAUUAUAGCUCUCUUGAGCAGGUGACAGAAGCUCUAGCUCGAGCAGGUCUGGAAUCUUCUAAUCUUAUUGUGGGUAUAGAUUUUACCAAGAGCAAUGAGUGGACAGGUGCACGAUCUUACCAGCGUAGGAGCUUGCAUCACCUUGGCGAUUCAUUGAAUCCAUAUGAACAGGCUAUAUCAAUCAUUGGAAGAACACUGUCAGUUUUUGAUGAGGAUAACCUCAUUCCUUGUUAUGGUUUUGGUGAUGCAUCUAACAUGAUCAAGAAGUUUUCAGCUUUUUUCCAGAUGAUAAGCCUUGCACUGGCUUCGAAGAGGCGCUCACUCGUUACAGAGAGAUUGUACCACAAAUUCGUCUAGCUGGACCAACAUCCUUUGCUCCAAUAAUUGAAACUGCUAUAGGGAUUGUCAAUGAAACUGGAGGACAAUACCAUGUUCUUCUAAUCAUCGCUGAUGGACAGGUGACGAGAAGCGUUGAUACAAAUCCUGGCCAGCUAAGCCCUCAAGAACAAAGCACAAUUGCUGCCAUUGUCGAAGCAAGCAAAUACCCGUUGUCCAUUAUACUGGUUGGCGUUGGAGAUGGACCCUGGGAUGUGAUGGUGCAGUUUGAUGACAACAUUCCUGCCAGAGCCUUUGACAAUUUCCAGUUUGUGAAUUUCACAGAGAUUAUGUCAAAAAAUGUGCCCCUCUCCCAGAAAGAAACAGAAUUUGCACUCGCGGCACUAAUGGAAAUACCAUCACAGUACAAGGCCACACUAGACUUCCAACUCUUAAGUAACCAGAGAAAUACAACACGGAGACACGCCUUACCUCCACCUAUCCAGAACAGCAGCACAACUACCUCAGGCUGGAACUAUAUGCAAUCACCUACUGUCGUGCAGGGUGAUCGGAUGUACUACACUCCUCAACCGCCUUCAACACAGAACAUUCUGCACAGCCAGGGUUGCCCUAUAUGCUCCUACAAUAUAAAGGAUCUUGCCUUUGGCUGUGGACAUCAGGCAUGUUAUGAAUGUGGGAAAGAUCUCUUGGUUUGCCCAGAAUGUGAUAUGAGGAUAACCACUAAGAUCAGGCUUUAUGGCUGACACUACCACUGAAUGCUAUGAGUUCACAAGAUAAGACUUGUAGUAUGUUUGUACCUGUCCUGAAGAAGAAUAGACUUGCCUUCAUAUAUAUUUUAGGCUUGAAAAGUUUGUUGAUGCUGCAUUUUUAACUUUAAAAAGAUUUUUGACUUAUUACACAAACAGACAAAUAUUCAGCUUGAAA